Molecule: messenger RNA, 1102 nt
Organism: Galendromus occidentalis (western predatory mite)
Lineage: Eukaryota; Metazoa; Arthropoda; Arachnida; Mesostigmata; Phytoseiidae
Exons: 4
Coding region: 150-632 (160 amino acids)
Source: RefSeq, a predicted model, not a curated record
AUCACAAACUACUAAUAAGUUGCGACUCGACCGAGUAAAAUGUCGCCAAUAGUGCAGUUCCACCUUCGGACUAGAUGUUGAUGAGCAGAGCUUUUGUUCAGGGGCCACUCGAUUGAUGCGAGGAAGCUCUCCCCAUCGAACGCUCAAUAAUGGAGAAGUCCGCCAAUGGCGCAACGAAUAAUGAAGGUGCCGAGGAAGAUUUCUCCUCCCUAACGUGCAGCUCCAUGCAAACCGAGGAGCUUGCAGCGCAACAAAAACGACGGCAAGAGAGACAAGCACGCACCCCUUCAGAAGGCUAUCCCGGCCUGUCUUUCGGUUCGGGUUUCUCCUCGAACACAAUGAUGAGACUGAGGAUAAUAGCGAACGAGCUCCACAAUAUUUCGUCGGUUCAGCUGAAAAGAGCCGAAGGAGAAAUGAAUGCGCUCGGAAGACGCAUUGAAACCGUGGAUACAGAGCUCAAACAUGAAGAGGAAGCGCUCAAAUCAGCGAGCGAUGAAAUAACCGAGAUUUCGAAGGUUUUCGGUCCGAAUCCCUCCGGCAACGACCAACCCGGCGAUGACCGAUUGAACGAAAUCGAGGGGAUGAGAUCGCGACUCGAGCUCAUCAAAGCAAUGUACGGUUUAUCAUCUUAGCGCUGUUGAUCGGAAGUUCCCUACAGUUUAUUCAAACGAAACGGAAUGCGCGAUCGCAUGAGAGAAAUAGUUCACAUGUGAUGUUGAUAUUUCCCAUCGCAGUAUACAUGACUUGAAAUAGGACAAUUCAUGCGUAUCUUGAGCGUCAUGAUGACGACCUUCUCAACACUAUAUUUUGAGCAUUUAAGUCAUUUUUGUACGUGAUACGGUUAUGGCAAUCUCGAACGAGAAUUUUGCUCACUCAGCGUAACAGGGAAGGGUGUAUCUUGGGGGUCAAACCAUUAUACGGAGCGGAGGCUGGAUAACCUGACUUCUAUCAUACUCAAGCACACCCAUUUCCGAAGCAAUAAGGUUUGCGACACUAAGCCUCCAGGCUCGGAGUACGGCAGGCAGAUUUCUUGAAAGCUGUCUCCUCCUGAAAUUGUGUGAUCGUGGACAUUCUUCCAAAAAGUAUGUUGUUAUGACAUGGA